CGUUUUUUAGGCGUGCGUGUAGACACCGAGCGGCGGUGGUCGUUGGUCGGGGAGGCGCCCGCGGCCGGGCCCCCGGGGUGCGCGUGGCGCCCGUUUCUCCGCGGCCGCUGCGGGCCCCUUCGCGCGGGAACCCUGGGGUCUGUGCGCAAAGGGGGCCGAGUGCCCUCGGGGCAGCUCCCCUUCCUGCCCGGCGCGCCCCGCCCAGAGCCCUGCGCGGCGGCGGGGGGUCGGGGCCGGGGGCUCGCAGAAGCGGAGAUGAACGCGAGUCCGUUCGUUCCGGAGGCAUCGAGCGCUGGCGCCAAGGGCGCUGGGGAAGCCGCUGGGUUGUUGGGAAGCACUGCGGGACCGGGACCGGGACCGGGUGAAGCGCUGAGAGGCCCUCCUGAGUGACUGGCAGACUUUAGUCGCGUCUUAGCUCAGCAGGGAAGGCGGAGGAAGCGCACUCCUGGGAGAAGGAGCCGCCUUUGCAAAGCCCGCGGAUGAACGGGAAGGAAGGGAGGGAGAGAGCUGGAGAGGUGGGCGGGUCGGCCUGGCCUAGAUCCUGAAGGACGUGGCAGGUCUGGAAAGUUUGGGGACUUGAUCUUAAGAAUAACGGGAAACCUUAACGUGGUUCUAGCUGGAAGGGACUAUUAUUUAAAAGGUUGUGUUGAACUCAAGCAACCAGAAGGAGAAACUUGGGUAUUUACACGAAAGAAAGAAACGGGUGGAAAGUAGAAGAAUGUUCAGUGGCGUCACCUGCUCUGUGCAUUGUUCGGAAGAGGCCUGGAAGAUGGGCCAGGAAGGCGCCUGUGGAGUGUAGGGCUCAGGGUCCUGGCCCUCUUACCCGAGCAAGCUCAGGAGUAGGAGGGUGGAAGCGACAAAGAUGUGCGCUGAGAAGUGGAUGGCAGUUUCCCUCUAGGAGUAAAAUGGAAGGUGAAUUGAGCGGAUUGGACAUCCACACUCCGGUUUUUGACAAGAAAAAGAAAAAGUACUCUGUAGAUAAGGAAAGACGUCGGAUGCAUGCCCACGGAAGUUUCAGAGACGCCCCCCUGGCAAGCGAACACUCGCACAAAACGAAGAAGAAGAAAAAGAGGCAGGACCACCAGCGCCUCGCCUCGUCUCCUUUGGAAACAUCGGAACUCUGCGAGGAGGCUGCACGGGCCCCUUCUCCAGCCAAAAAGAGGAGAAAGAAGAGUGCUUUGGGGAUACAGGACGGAACAGGCGUGUACGUCAUGGUGGAUAAAGAAAACAUCGAGAACAUGCCCAAGAAUUUUAGACGGGAUGUUGACAUCGUUUAUAUUGACAUGAGCAGGGAACAGGAGUCGCCCAGAGAGCCCGAAGCAGGCGAGUCGCCUGCAGUUACUAAGCGACGGGAAGAGCCGCGCAGGAAAGUUAGGGAGAAAAAGAAAAAGAAGCGUCGGCGGGAAGCUGCGUCCUGCGAUGCUGCGCUGGGGGGGCCAGGCCCGGGCGCCAGCGUCCUGCCCCAGCCGGAGUCCCCGCUUUCUGCGGGCCUGGGAGGCCCCGUCACACAGCUGCCAGGCGCCGCCCACGAAAAGAAGCCUGAGAAAAGAAAGAGGAAGAUUUCACAUCACCAGGGAUGUGAGAGUCCCGAGGCCGUGAAUUCCGAGGGGGCACAGGUGGUCCAUGGCCUGGGGACUGCAGAAGGCAGGAGGGAGCCCUGCAGAUUGAAGAAAAGGGCCAAGAAAAGGAGGCGGAGGGCUCCUGUUGAAAGUGCUCUCUCGGGCCUCCCCACCAGCUUGGAGGACCCGCUGCUUGACUCCCUGGGAGGUAAUGCUUCCUCCAUUGAGGAGAGUGCGACCCCCCGGCCCCGAGAGGAGGAAGACCAGGCGUGUUCGGAGGAGGCGCCGAGGUUAGAACCUCCUGACGAAGAAAGCAAUUUGGAUUCGGCCCGAGAUGCCGAAGUGCGGUCUCUGUCCGAAGACUUGGGAGACGCGGACGAUGCAGACGUGGACCUGGCCUCCGCCGUGAGGCAGCUCCGGGAGUUCAUCCCCGGCAUCGGGGCGAGGGCCGCCACCACGAUUAAGCGCAUGUACCGGGAUGACUUGGGCCGGUUCCAGGAGUUCAAGGCGCAGGGUGUCGCCAUUAAAUUUGGCAAGUUUUCUGCGAAGGAAAAUCAGCAGUUAGAGAAAAACGUGCAGGAAUUUCUGUCCCUGACAGGAAUCGAGAACGCGGACAAGCUGCUGUACACGGACAGGUACCCGGAGGAGAAAGCCGCCAUCACCAACCUAAAGAGGAAGUACGCGUUUCGGUUGCACAUCGGGAAGGGCAUCGCCCGGCCCUGGAAACUCGUGUACUACCGAGCGAAGAAGAUGUUUGACGUCAAUAACUACAAAGGCAGGUACAGCGAAAGGGAUGCGGAGAAGUUAAAGAUGUACCAUUCCCUCCAUGGCAACGACUGGAGGAAGAUCGGGGGUUUGGUGGCUCGAAGCAGCCUCUCCGUCGCCCUGAAGUUCUCCCAGAUCAGCUGCGAAAGAAACCAUGGUGCUUGGAGUAAGACGGAAACCCAGAGACUAAUCAAAGCCGUUGAAGAAGUGAUUCUAAAGACAAUGUCUCCCCAGGACUUAGAAGAGGUAGAUUCUAGACUCCAAGAAAACCCCGAAGGCUGCCUGUCGAUUGUUCGGGAAAAACUCUACAAGGGCAUAUCUUGGGUAGAAGUCGAAGCUAAAGUCGAAACCAGAAAUUGGAUGCAGUGUAAAAGUAAGUGGACGGAGAUUCUCACCAAGAGGAUGACGAAUGGCCGGGACGUGUACCGCGGGGUGAACGCCCUCCAGGCCAAAAUCAACCUGAUUGAGAGGUUGUAUGAAAUAAAUGUGGAAGAUGCUAAUGAAAUAGACUGGGAAGAUCUUACUGGUACCAUAGGCGAUGUCCCUCCGUCUUACGUUCAGGCUAAGUUUUAUAAGCUGAAAGCCACCUGUGUGCCCUCCUGGCAGAGGAAGACUUUCCCAGAGAUUAUAGACCACCUUUAUGAGACGAGUCUGCCUUUGCUCAAAGAGAAGCUAAAGAAGAAGGUGGAGAAGAGAGGCGCUGUGCCCCCUCCCGCAGCGCCCCGCCGUGUCUUCCUGUUCAGGGACAUCUUCCACUGCGACGACGACGACAGCGAGGACGACGACGGCGGAGGCGGGCAGAGCUAGGCGAUGGCAUUCUGCUCGUCCGGUUUCUGGUUUGGCUGUGUGUACAUACGAGUGUCAGUAGCUGCUCUCUGUGCUGGGGGCUGGCAUCCAGACGCAGUGGCCACACAGGGAGGUGUGAGAGUGACGCCCUUGCUGUGGCGCAUUGAGGAUGGACUGGCAUUGUCCGACGCGAUUGUUUCAAUGUGAAAAGGAGGAGGAACAUGUGAGUUGAUGUAACACGUCUGUCCGAUGGCAAACAAUUCUGGUUCCUGUGGAUCCACAGUGUCCCGAGCCCCCAGGGCAGCGGAGGUGGCGCGUCCUGUAAGCAUGCGCUGUGUGGACUCGGCUGUGCGGCAGCAGCAAAGAGACGUCGACAGCCCGCGUGCCUGGCCGUGGCUUCUGCUCCUCGCUUGUUUACGUGUGUUCUCGGCGGCGAAGUGCAGCUCAGCGUUAGAAGGAAGUUGUGGGUGUGUGUCGCCUCAGCCCGGUUUCCGUUGUCAUGCACAUGGCACAGGUGCCCAGCUCGUCUUCCUGGGGGCGUGCUGGUUUAAAGAUGUUCCUGUCUGAUGCCCUCAGAGCCAGCCACUGAGUUCAUGUGGUGUCAGCUGCAGGGAAGCCAGCGCUCCCUUCCAUUGCUUCCAGAAAACUGGCUUUGCUAGACGUGGGAGGUGCCACGUGGGUGUGGGGCACACUUGUGCCUACUGGAGUCUCGGGCUAGCCCAGCAGCCAGGAAAGCAAAGCACUCCCGAGGUUUCAAACAGGAUUUCCUGUCGGGGUCUAGGCUACAAAAUUGUGCAGCAGGAUGGGGGAGCAAACGGGGAGGUCGAAUACCCAGCGAUGAGCCCCGAGGGGAAGUCGCCGUGGCCUGUGGCCCAGCGCACCCCGUGCUCCUCCCCUGAUGGGUGGUCUGGAGCCCGGGCAGCUGCACCGCUCCUGGCACUCGGCCUCAGCAGGAUGUGUGUCUCCCGAACACAACGCUCCUGCCUCCCCUGCCCUUACGUCUCACAGGUGUCUCCAUGGCAGCUGAGCAGGACCCAACUGGCCAGGCUUCUGGCCACGUGUGUACAUGAUGGAGCACAGGGAGGAGCAUGUGGGUGGACAGUGUCCUGUCACAGGGGUGUCGCUGUCCAUGCCAGGAUGCAGCCCCUAUGCCCUGGGUGUUCUCAUUGAUGUCACUUGUGUAACAUCAUGCUGUGUGUUGGUUCAUUCAUCUGUAACGCUCCCCAUUUCUCCAAACCUGCCGUCAUUGGAGAAGGAAGAUGAGCGACGCGGUUUAGGGGCCCUGGGUCUCCCGGAUCCCCAGCACCCGCACAGUGUGGUGCAGAUAAUACACACUCAAUAAAUGCUCGGGAAACAAAUGAGUGUUUCCUUUUUAGAAAGCA
Messenger RNA from Myotis myotis, 4492 nucleotides. RefSeq names its product transcription termination factor 1 (gene TTF1). The coding region runs from base 906 to 3131 and encodes 741 amino acids. The transcript has 11 exons. Lineage: Eukaryota; Metazoa; Chordata; Mammalia; Chiroptera; Vespertilionidae. The record is from RefSeq and is a predicted model, not a curated record.